This is a messenger RNA of Colletotrichum lupini, 2160 nucleotides long. Its product is annotated as C6 zinc finger protein. The transcript is spliced from 3 exons. Bases 1 to 2160 code for a protein of 719 amino acids. Lineage: Eukaryota; Fungi; Ascomycota; Sordariomycetes; Glomerellales; Glomerellaceae. Gene Ontology annotation, biological process: regulation of DNA-templated transcription. The record is from RefSeq and is a predicted model, not a curated record. Gene Ontology annotation, molecular function: DNA-binding transcription factor activity, RNA polymerase II-specific; zinc ion binding.
AUGUCUUCCACCCCAUCUCAACCACCACCGGCCACCGGCCCCUCUGCGCAAUCAGACCCCGCCACCUUCGCUCACAUCGAGAACUACAUCUCAACCCGCUGCAACGCAUCCCCAAUCUACGCCUUCCUCUUUAACCCCGGCCUGAAGCUCACUCAUGCCUCCAAGGGACUCAUCAUCGCACGCCUGCCCGUCACCGCGAACCAUUUGAACUCGUCAGGAAGCAUCCACGGCAGUGUCUCGGCGACCAUUGUGGACUGGGCUGGCGGCUUGGCGAUCGCGGCAUGGGACCUCCGUGAGGCAACGGGUGUGAGCGUCGAUAUCAACAUCAGCUACCUCUCAGGCGCCAAGUUGGGAGACGAAAUUGAGAUUGAGGGCAAGAUUGAGAAGGUCGGAGGCAGCUUGGCGUUCACCCACGUCAACAUCUACAAGGUCAACCCAGCCGACGGGACCAGGGGCGCCACGGUGGCGAACGGAAGGCACACCAAGUUCCGCAGCAAAGUAUCCAGCCACAGAUUGUCCAUUCGAGUCAUCAUGAAUGAUCUUCGCCCUAUGAUCACAAAGUUUGCCCUCGACUCUAAACCACAACAAGUCCGAGCAAGCAAGCCAAAGGUUCGCAGUGGCUGCGUCACCUGCAAGCUUCGCCGCGUCAAGUGCGACGAGGGCAGACCAGCGUGCGCGGCUUGCUUGAAGUACCAAGGCCACUGCGGAGGCUACAAAGAAACCAAAACUAAGCCCUCCAAGUUACCACCCAAGCAUCGGUUACUGUAUCCAAAACCGAAACAAGAAAAGAGCAGAGUCCUCGAUGUACUUCUUGAGCCAAACUACUCGACUCUCGUCUUCUCGAGCCAGCUGGAGAAGGACCACUUCGACUACUGGCUAUCCUUCACCAACACCGCCAUUCUGUUCCGAUCCGAUCUGCUCACACAGAUUAUCCCGCAACUCUCAUGGAACGACCCAGCCAUUAAACAUGCAGCUUUGGCCGUAGGCGCCGCGGCCCUAGGUGCCACCACUCGAGAACAACGUCUCCUCGGGCGAGGUAGAUUCGACUCGGAUGCUCUGUUCCACUACACGAAAUCGAUGAACAUCCUCUACUCAACACCAAUGUCUCUCGAACGUACGCUGACAGCGUGUCUUUUGUUCAUCAUCUUCGAGUGCUUUCGAGGCAACAAGGCAGCUGGGUUGAACCACAUCAACCACGGGUCCCGCAUCCUUGACCAGUGCCCACCAAGCCAAGGCGCGGAUUCGAGCCCCCUGCUAGAAGAAGUCAUGACUAGUUUCCAGUAUCUGAGUCUCCAAUCUUGGACUCACGGCGGAGCGCACCCGAAAGAGACAAAGACCCGAGUACCGUGGUGUUGCCGCGGACGCAAGACGCGGUACGCGGUCGACGAAAUGCCCACGAAGUUUGAAACGCUGGAGGCUGCCCGCCGCUGGUGGAACGUCGUUCGCCACCACGUCGAGCACCAUGCACCGCUGUACACUGGGUUCAUAGUUGAGGGAUCUACCGCUCCAUUACCAGAGAAGCCGCCGCUUGAGUACACCUCGCCGAGCUCGCAAGCACGCGUCCGGAGUUUUGUACGCUUCACCGACGCCUGGCACCUUGCCUUCCAACCGCUCGCCGUCAAAGCAGAGACCGAAAAGGAGGCGGACUUCAAGAGCUACUAUAAGGCCAUCAGCCUCAGAAUACACUACUUGUACCUCUGGAGCGUGAUACGCUGUGCCGGCUGGACCGAUGUGGAGGACACCAAGCGCAUCACGCCCGCAUUCAUGGACAUUAUAUCAAUGAGCAGACAGCUCCUCGAGGUCCACGAUGCGGAGAACCGGAGUGGUGCAGAGGCAACAGAGAUUUUCACGAUCGAAGACGGCCCGACUUGGCCUCUGUGUACUGUGUUCCUCAUGUGCACAAUGCCUGGAGUAAGACAUGCUAUCGUCACACUCUUCAAGGACUUCCCUCGGCGUGACGGGCUUUGGGACACAAGUACAUUCCUGGUCAUCAUGGAGUGGGUGAAUACAAUGGCUUCGACGGGUCGUAUCACGAACGACCAACGGCAUGUUGUCGACUGUAAUGUUGUCUUUGGCGAGUCCUCCGUGACCGUUGAGAAACAGCUUUGGGACCCUGUGGUGUUGGAUUGGGAGAGUCGCAGUGUAUGCUUUAGCUACUAA